Messenger RNA from Colletotrichum truncatum, 1125 nucleotides. RefSeq names its product TPR domain-containing protein. The record is from RefSeq and is a predicted model, not a curated record. Gene Ontology annotation, molecular function: protein binding. Lineage: Eukaryota; Fungi; Ascomycota; Sordariomycetes; Glomerellales; Glomerellaceae.
AUGGCGCCAACUCGCCCCAAUAAAAAAUCAAAAAAGAGAACCGAAAAGAAGGCCGCCAACCCGGCCCUCCACCUCGCGGAGGCUGUCACCAAGCUGCAAGAGGGCGAACUGGAAAAAGCGGUCUCAGCAGCAAAGAAGGCGCUCGAUGGUACCGGUUCCGGAGGAGAUUAUGAGUUGGCAGCUAUCAACCUCCUAGGCCAGAUCAGCAUCGAGAUGGGCGAGAUUGACGAUGCAAGAGCCCACUUCCUGAAGGCCGUCGAGCUCGAUCAGGAUGGCUCCCUCGAUGAACGCAUAGGCGGCGGGCCAGAAAAGUUCCUGUGGCUUGCGCAGUUGAGUGAAGAGGGCGGUCAGGACAGUGUGAACUGGUUCGAACGCGGAGCGUCCUCUCUCAGGGGCCAGAUCCAGGCACUGGUGGACUUGCCGAAGCGCAAUGCUGAGCAAGAGGCGCAGCUCGAGGAGAAGAAGAGGAAACUAGGAGGUACCCUGUGUGCCGUCGCUGAAGUGUACAUGACGGACCUGUCAUGGGAGGCUGAUGCGGAGCAGAGGUGCGAAGCGCUCAUCACAGAGGCAGGCCUUGUUGCGCCCGAUCUGGCUGAGACAUGGCAGACUAUCGCCAACGUGCGUAUAUCGCAGGAGAAGACGGACGAGGCGAAGGCAGCGUUGACGAGGAGCUUGGAGUUGUGGAUUAACUUGCCGCCGCUUGACCCUCAUGUGCCCGACUUCGCUACACGCAUCAGCUUGGUGCGCUUGCUGCUCGAGGUAGAGAUGGAGCAGGAGGCCAUCGAGGUUCUGGAGAGACUUGUUGGGGACGAUGACCAGAGCGUUGAAGCAUGGUACCUCGGCGGAUGGGCGCUUUUUAUUCUGGGCGAGAAAUUCAAGAACAAGAAGCUGGAGAGUCAGGAUCAGGAUGAGUGGAAGGUGACAUGGAGCACGUCGCGGAGGUGGCUGAUGCGAUGCAUGAAUCUGUACGCAGCUCAGGAGUAUGAGGAUGAACGCCUGGGUGAACACUCCAAGGAGCUGUUCGCGGCCAUCAACAAGGAACUCGGCGACCCUCCGGCGGAUGAGGAGGAUGACGAUGGAUGGGAGGAUGCCGAGAGCGAUGGCGACGAGACCAUGGAAGAAUAA